Emericellopsis cladophorae is the source of this 1875-nucleotide messenger RNA. RefSeq names its product glutamyl-tRNA synthetase. The coding region runs from base 1 to 1875 and encodes 624 amino acids. Lineage: Eukaryota; Fungi; Ascomycota; Sordariomycetes; Hypocreales; Bionectriaceae. Gene Ontology annotation, biological process: translation; glutamyl-tRNA aminoacylation. Gene Ontology annotation, cellular component: cytoplasm; methionyl glutamyl tRNA synthetase complex; cytosol. The transcript has a single exon. The record is from RefSeq and is a predicted model, not a curated record. Gene Ontology annotation, molecular function: ATP binding; glutamate-tRNA ligase activity.
AUGGGCGCCCUCGACAUUGAGACACUCGUCCCGGCCAUCGUUGCCGCCGACUUCAAGACCCUCGAGCCGCACCUGCUUACUCUCGAGAAGCACCUGACCCUUCGCACCUACAUCGCCGGCUACGACCUCUCCGACGCCGACAAGAAAGUCUGGUCGGCCCUCCGGAACAACAAGGUAGCCAUUGGGCUGAUCCGAAAGGGUCAGUUCGCGAGCGUGACGAGAUGGUUCAACCACAUUGAACAGGCGCAUCCCGAGGUCAAGGAGGAGGCCGUACCCAAGCCUAACAAGAACAAGGGUGGAGCCAACUACAACAUUCCUCUCCCUAAUGCCGAGAAUGGCGUUGUCACUCGCUUCCCACCCGAGCCCUCAGGCUACAUGCACAUCGGCCACACAAAGGCUGCCCUUCUCAACGACUACUUUGCCAACGAGGCCUUUGACGGCAAGAUGAUCCUCCGUUUCGACGACACCAACCCGAGCAAGGAGAAGCAGGAGUACCAGGACUCCAUCGUGGAGGACACCAAGAACCUCGGCGUCAAGAUCGAUCGCAUCACCCACACGAGUGAUUACUUCAAGGAGAUCUACGAGCAUGCCGAGAAGCUCAUCAAGAGCGGCAACGCCUACGCAGAUGACACGGAGCCCGAGAUCCAGAAGGAGGACCGCAUGAACCGCCGAGCGAGCAAGUGCCGUGACCGUCCUGCCGAGGAGUCGCUGGCGAUGCUGGAGGAGAUGAAGAAUGGAACCGACCUGGGAAGGAAACACUGCAUCCGCGCCCGUAUCCAGUUCGACUCAAGCAACGGUGCCAUGCGUGACCCCAUCAUCUACCGCUUCCCCAACUGGGCGGACAAGGAGCCCGCACCUCACCACCGCACUGGAUGGGAGUGGAACAUUUACCCGACCUAUGACUUUGCCUGCCCCAUCGUCGACAGCCUCGAGGGUGUCACCCAUGCUCUGCGCACGACGGAGUACGCCGACCGCAAUGAGCAGUACCACUGGUUCCUGAACGCGCUUGACAUCCGUCGCGUCAACCUCUGGGAGUUCUCCCGCAUCAACUUCAUCCGGACAUUCCUCUCAAAGCGCAAGCUUUCCAAGGUUGUCGACAGCGGCAAGGUCAGCGGCUGGGACGACCCCCGCAUGCCCACCGUCCGCGGUAUCCUCCGCCGUGGACUGACGACUGCGGCUCUGCGCGAGUUCAUGGUCAAGCAAGGCCCUUCCCGCAACAUUGUCAACAUGGAUUGGCACGCUCUGUGGGCCAUCAACAAGCGCAUCCUCGACCCUGUCGUGCCGCGUUUCACCGCGAUCGAGAAGCAGGAUGCUAUCCUGGCCACACUGACCGGUGGACCUGAGGCUCCUUACUACGAGGAUCGCCCCCGUCACCAGAAGAACCCUGAUGUCGGUACCAAGCCUGUGCGCUUCAGCAGCAAGGUCUGGCUCGAACAGGUUGACGUACUGACCCUUGCCCCUGAGGAGGAGUUCACCCUCAUGCAGUGGGGCAACGCCAUUGUCAAGGGUCUCGACAAGGCGUCGGCACCCAUCAAGGAGCUGCAGCUGCAACUGCACCUCGAGGGUGACUUCAAGAAGACGGAGAAGAAGAUCACAUGGCUGUCGGAGAACCCUGACCUGCUGGAGGUUGAGCUGUGGGACUUUGACUACCUCAUCACCAAGGAUUCGCUGGAUCCCGAGGACAACCUGGACGAUUUCCUGAACCCCAAGACGGAAUCCAUGAGCCUCGCGCUCUGCGACCCCACCGUCAAGGAGCUCAAGGCUGGCGAGUUUCUGCAGCUCGAGAGGAAGGGCUAUUUCCGUGUCGACAAGGCGGCGGGCGAGGGCCCUGAGGGACGGGCUGUUUUGUUCAAGGUGCCGGCUGGCGGGAAGUGA